GAAGAAGAAGAAAAAGGAUCACUGAGGUGUUGCUAGCUGAUUGCUAAAAACCUAGAUUUAUGGUAGACAAAUGAAAAAGAUAGCUGAAUUUCUUCAGAGGCUGAUCUGCAGUGGAUCGGAACAGCCUGCGUUUCGUGUAAAAUGCCUCCUAGUCUGUCAGAAGGUUAACCGGGCUUAAACCUGCUGGCUGAUUCUCCUGAAUUAGGAGCUAAAGGGCCCUGAGUCCGCAGUGCUCGGGUGAAUAUCUACCCAGCAUCUGCUGUGGGGGAGAGAAGCAGCAUCAAGCAACGGGGUUAUUGAUAUUAGAGGCUUUUAGAUAUUACCAACCUCAACUCAACAUGUCAAAUAACGGACCUCCUCCUCGAUGGCGCAAUUGUCCUAGAAGAGGGCAACUUGUGGCAGAGAAAUUCCUGCCAAUGAAAACGAUGUUAGGUCCCAGAUAUGAUGACCAAGUUGCAGAGGAGAACAGGUUUAAUCCGAGCAUGCUGUCCAACUAUUUAAAAAGUCUAAAGGUGAAAAUGGGUUUGCUCGUAGACUUGACGAACACGACUCGCUUUUAUGACCGCAGUGAAAUUGAAAAAGAAGGGAUAAAAUAUAUGAAGCUUCAGUGUAAGGGCCAUGGGGAGUGUCCUUCAGAAGAGACCACUGAGAUGUUCAUCAGGCUCUGUGAACACUUCAAUGAGAAGAAUCCCACAGAUUUGAUAGGUGUUCACUGCACGCAUGGCUUCAACCGGACAGGCUUUCUGAUAUGUGCAUACCUGGUGGAGAAAAUGGACUGGAGCAUCGAGGCAGCGGUGGCUGCUUUUGCCCAGGCUCGGGCCCCGGGGAUCUACAAGGGAGACUACCUCAAAGAGCUUUUCCGUCGCUAUGGUGACGGGGAGGGCGCACCACCUGCCCCCGAGCUGCCAGAAUGGUGCUUUGACGACGACGACGGGGACGUGGACGACGACGGCAACGCGGUUGGCCAGGAGUCGGGCCCCAGCUCCUCUGGGUCGGCGCCGGGCAAGCGGAAGAAAGAGAAGAUAAAACUGGGUGCAGUAUUUCUUGAAGGUGUCAAUGUGAAAGGCGUCACACAGGUCACCAUACAACCCAAGUUAGGCGAGAUCCAAAGAAUGUGCCAGGAGAUGGCCGAGUGGGACAAGUCUGGUUUUCCUGGUGCGCAGCCUGUGUCCAUGGACAGGCAAAAUUUGCGUUUCCUCGAGCAGAAUCCAUACAAAGUCAGCUGGAAAGCCGACGGCACGCGGUACAUGAUGCUCAUCAAUGGAAAAAAUGAGGUUUACAUGAUCGACAGAGACAACGCCGUCUUCCACAUAUCAAAUCUAGAGUUUCCUUUCCGGAAAGAGCCACGUGUCCACCUAUCAAAUACUCUGUUGGAUGGGGAGAUGAUCAUCGACAAGGUGAACGGUCACCCUGUGCCUCGCUAUUUGAUAUAUGACAUCAUCAAAUUCAAUGGACAGCCUGUUGGCCAGUGUGAUUUCAAUAUCCGGCUGUUAUGCAUAGAAAAGGAAAUAAUUUCUCCCAGGAACGAAAAGAUGAAGACUGGACAGAUUGACAAGACCAAGGAGCCCUACAGUGUCCGACAAAAGCCCUUCUAUGACAUUCAUGCUUCACGCAAGCUCCUAGAAGGCAGUUUCACAUCCCAGGUCAGCCAUGAAGUCGAUGGGCUUAUCUUCCAGCCAUGUGGGAGGUACAAGCCUGGAAGAUGUGACGACAUCCUCAAAUGGAAGCCCCCCAACCUCAACUCCGUGGACUUUCGUCUCAAGAUCACCAAAGUCGGAGGAGAAGGGCUGCUACCACAGACCUUUGGCUUCCUCUAUGUUGGCAACUACGACAGGCCCUUUGCGCAGAUGAAGGCCACUAAAGAGCUGAAACAAUACGACAACAAGAUCAUUGAGUGCACCUUUACCAACAACAGCUGGGUGUUCAUGAGGCAGAGGGUGGACAAGAGCUUCCCCAACUCCUAUGAUACAGCCAUGGCUGUGUGUCAAAGCAUCCGGGAGCCCGUCACUAAGGAAAUCCUUUUUGAGUAUCUGGACCGCUGUGCUCAGGGAGCACAAUCCCAAAACCGGAAAAACCCGCGAGACCCAGACUCUGAGCUAAUGCCCCCUCCCCCUCCAAAGAGACCCAACCGGGCCAUCCCGUAGCCCACAGCUACGCCUUUGGGACUGCUCCACGGUUACUGUGUACAUCCAGCCACUCACACCCCUACAGAUAAAGGACAUUUCAAGGCUUUCUUACCUGCAAGCACGUUUGCUUUAUCAGCCCAUACAUGUCGGAGCACCAGAAAACCUCGAUGUCAUUAAAUUACAUUGUAGACCUCUUUGUAGCUUUAAUUGCCUGUGUUCUUAUUAAAAUGUAAAAAAAAAAAAAAAAAAAAAUUA
This is a messenger RNA of Neolamprologus brichardi, 2381 nucleotides long. RefSeq names its product RNA guanylyltransferase and 5'-phosphatase (gene rngtt). The record is from RefSeq and is a predicted model, not a curated record. Gene Ontology annotation, biological process: 7-methylguanosine mRNA capping; protein dephosphorylation. NCBI's taxonomy places the organism in Eukaryota, Metazoa, Chordata, Actinopteri, Cichliformes, Cichlidae. Gene Ontology annotation, molecular function: ATP binding; mRNA 5'-triphosphate monophosphatase activity; mRNA guanylyltransferase activity.